AUGGGCAGUCGGCACGGCUCCCCUGAACCGCCUGAGCCUCCCUUGUCCCAAGUCGCUAACGACGACAUCCCGGACUAUCGGGAGGCUGUGCCUCAGUCCUUGGCGUCACCUCAGCGGCGCUCGGAAUACCUGGACGCGCCUCCGGUGAGCUCCGGGCUCUCCGGGGCCAAAGGCUCAACUGCAGGCGCCAGCGUCGGAGCUCUCGAGACGGUAGCCAGGUCUCCGGAGCCUCUGAGUCCAGCAAAUGCUGCGCCACGGGCAGAGGCCGUGGAGGAUUGGUGGGGAAGUGCUCAUGGGCUGGCUGAUGCACUGUUACAGCAGCUGCAGGCGGAGAGUGAAGCGUUCGCUGCGUCUGUUCGCAAAGAGGAGCGAGAGGGAGGUACAUGGCAGACUGCCAGGACAUCCAGCUGGUCGGAACGACACCUGGGUCCGGGCGAUUUCUCUCCCUUGCAGGUACCCAAGCUCGAGAGUAAGCUCAAGGAGACUCCGAAGCCGCCGCCUCCGCCUGGUCAGGUGCUCCAACAGAGCAGUGAGGUUGCUGUCAAGGUCGAUAUCGGGAUCGGCGGAUGGAGCGCACGCCCCCUCUCGCCAACUGUGCCCAAGAGAUAUACAAAGUGGGUCAGGACGGUGAGGAACACGGGCGACGGAAGCAGGGAGGCAGAAGAUGUGACCGCUAGCAAACUGCCCUUGGCAGACAGCACCGGCAGCGCUUUGCUCGAUAACAGCCUGAACCUGUCCCUGAAGCGACCUGGCAGCCGCGACCAGAAGGCAAGCCCGAAAGUGGGUGCUUCUCGUGGAAGCUUCAGCCAGACAAACCUGUCCGCAUCCAUGAAGAAGAGCAGCAGCGUCCCUUCUGUCGCUGCAAGGGCCAUGCAGGAGCGGUACGGCAACCAAAGUGGCACCAAGAUCAACCAACUGACGUCGGCCGCGGCUCGCGCAGAGCUUGCUCGCCAGGUGCUCCGGAGGCUGGAAGCCAAGGACACCAGUCUCGGCGGUGAUGCCAUUGGCAGCUCAGAUACUCUGGCUGGGCCCUUGCCGUCUGCCGCAAGUUCAGGAGGACCAGGGCGGCGAAGCGGAUCUCCGCCUCAUGGGAUUCGCCGUGGUCUUUCACGCGCCGGAGCAUCGCUAGUCGCACUUGCGGGCCUGGCUGCACGCUCUUCCUCCGCAUCUUUUAAUAGCGCAGCCUUCCUGCACAAAGGGGGGCUCUGUAUUUCAAGUCCGCCUAUAUCUCAAAAGAGAUCAGUAUCACUCAGCUUGUUAAUGAGCAGAGCACCCUCGUCGUCGUUGGUGCUGCCAGAUCUUCGUGUAGCUGUUCUUCGGGGACACGGUGUGCAUCCAAGACGCACGCCCCAC
Molecule: messenger RNA, 1353 nt
Organism: Symbiodinium sp. CCMP2592
Lineage: Eukaryota; Dinophyceae; Suessiales; Symbiodiniaceae
Source: the annotation of a GenBank genome assembly